AGUAAGCAGCUUUUUCUGCUGAACGCGGCCAAUCCUUCGAACACAUUCCCAUCCGUAGCGGCAUUGCCUUUGCCACGUGAAGGAUUGUCAUCUUCCGGUAACGCGAGCAUUGAGCUUUUCGCGAAUAAUAAUAAUAAUUAAUAUGUUUGAAAGAAAAUUGAAGGCACUGGGUUAUUUGGAAUGGGAUAAGGUUAACGGGAACAAUGACCAACACUUUAGGAAAGUGAUUGUAUGGUUGGAAGACCAAAAAAUACGUCAUUAUACAAUAGAUGAUCGUGCACCGUUGAGAGAUAUUACUUCUCCAGAAUGGCCAAAGGUGUUUGAAAAAUACUGUAAUGACGUCAAAUGCCCAAUAACUAAGAAUGCUGCUGAUCAGUUAGAAUGGUUUAUAGGAUAUGCUAUUUGGCUAGAGUUUGGAGAUGACUGCCAAAAGUAUCAGGGAGUUCUAGGAAGCAAAGCUAAAGUGAUUGAUAAUCAAGCUAAUGUACCUAAUGUCAAGUCUAUAAAUCCCCUAGAUAAUUUAGAUUUUGAUAGUAACGCUUUCAAGGUUGGAGUUGGUACAAUAGCAAAAUUAUUAAGAGUACCACAACAUUCUGACCAUCUUGUGACGUUACAAGCAUGUAGCAAACUUGUAUGCAAUAAAUUGAAUGCAGAAGCGGUUAAACAGCCCAACAUUGUGAAUAUUAAAGGUAAAUCUCUGACAGCAAUGACUAUAGGGCCUGGCUUUAAUAUGGGUGACAAAAUGCUGGACAAUGCUGCCAGGGGUCUUUCCUUAUUAUACAUUCAGGAUCUCAGAAAUCUUCAGACAAAGAUCAAUGAAACAAUUGUUGCUGUGCAAAAUAUAACAGCUAAUCCAAAGACUGACACCAAGUUGGGAAAAGUUGGUAAAUAAACGGCUGAUUCUGUAUGGUUUAUUCUAAAAAGAGACAUUUGAUAUUUUCGAAUGAGCAAUAUAGAUUACUACGAAAUCAGAAUAUUUCAAAUCAUGUAUAUUUGUUGAAAACCUAUUGAAGAUUUGUUUGUAUAUCUUCAAACAAGACCCAUCGUAAUUGUAAUGUAAACAUUAUUAAAUUAUUUCUAUACUUUCUUGUCAUGUUAAGUUUACGAAUACAUCGAUUUUGCAAAGGAAUAUGGUGUAGCGUCUAUUUUUCACUCUACAAAGUCGAUAUUUCUCAUGUAUUAUUUGGGUGUGUUGGUUUCAACACUGUAACGAAGAAUACUCAGCUUAUGCAAAAAUAGAUAUCAUCCUGUUAACUUAUUCGUAACUUAUAGCAAAAAUAGAUUUAAAAUGUUAGAGAGAAUAAGUCGCAUCACAUCAGAGUAAUCUUAUUAAUUUAUUUAAAAAUCGGUGCACAGGCGAAAUUUGUAUAUCGUGAAAAUUGUUUUGUGUUUAGAGUUAUUAAUCGCGAAAUGUUCGAUCGUAUCUAAAUGAAAUUGACGUCGACUGUAUCGCAAAAAAAAUAUAUAUGUUUUUAAAAGAAUAAAAUAUAUGAAUUUAUUUAACAUACAUAUAUCGUGCGAAAAUAAAUUAUUCAGGUAGAUGCAUUAGAAAUUAAGUUGGUUUUAUACAAACUUGUCACUUACGCAAAUUACUUGAUGCGUAUAGUUUAAAAUGUAUGUAAAUGGUAACUGAAAUCCUAAGAGUAUAUCAGGCCAAUAGAAUGAAAGAACUGUUUUAUGUAGAGCCUCCACACUAUUGGUCUUAUACUCUAAACGCAUUACAGAAAAGAUCAAAUGUAUAUAUAUUACAUGUACACAUUUUAAUACAAAUGCAUAUCUCAUAAGAGUUAAGAAUGGUUAUUAGAAAACUUACGGCAUCACACCACAUAAUUUUUACGACGAAAAAAAAUUUUCUUAUAUAUAAGCAUAUCUCUGAAUAAAUAUAAGCCAUAAUUUAUAUAUAUAAUACCAAUAAAGAAUGGGUGAUUUCUUUUGUAAACGCGUACAAUCGUUCAUCAAUGGAUUUUUGAGAUUACCCGCUUGUGUGUGCGGCCUCUUAGUUUUAUUAUGUCUGGUAUUCACUAAAGUAUACCAGAAUUAUAAUAUAAAUGACUAUAUUAUUUAUAUAUAAGAAGAUACGAAUAUGGGAGCGUGUAUAAUAAAUUAUGUUUUCUUACAUAUUUGAAUUGUUGAGAAAAGAUCUGAUGUAGAGAUACUGGAAGGCGAUUUUUAUUUGUAUCUGCACAAGUUAAAGUACUUUUUCGCAAAGGUAGUAGUAUCACAAUUUCUUUAUGUGCUAAAGAGACACAACCUUCUCAAUCUGGAACGUAUAUAACGGCUGCACGGGGGAAGUAAUAUCCCUUGCUUUCCAGUAGCUCUGAUACGUCAUAGGCGAGUAUAAUAUAACAAUACUAUAACAAAUCUUAAAAUGGUAGAAAGCAUAUUUCUAUUUACAUAUUACCGAAAAUUUCCGUAUUAUAUUCUGAUUCCUUUUAAAUCUUAAAAGCAUAUUAUUCGUUGAUAAGUAUAAAUGUGUAAUAGCAAGCACCAUGCAUUUGCUAUUGGCUGUGUUUCGUUAAUUGUCAAUAUAUUCGUACAUAGUACGAUAUAUAUUCAUCACUGAA
Messenger RNA from Harpegnathos saltator (Jerdon's jumping ant), 2564 nucleotides. RefSeq names its product RNA transcription, translation and transport factor protein. The transcript has 4 exons. Bases 143 to 892 code for a protein of 249 amino acids. The record is from RefSeq and is a predicted model, not a curated record. NCBI's taxonomy places the organism in Eukaryota, Metazoa, Arthropoda, Insecta, Hymenoptera, Formicidae.